CGGUGGACCCGAGAGCCAGACACGGUGCCUCGCUGACUCUCACGGAGCAAAAUAUUCCAUCGCCCGGGGCUGAGACUUGUAAAACUGCCCUCUUCGGUCACCCCGGAAAGUAGGAGGCUUUUUCUGCAGACUCUGUUAAAAAAAGAAAAAAGAAAGGAGGAAAAAAAAAAAGGGCCCUUCCAUUCCCCCAGGACUGAUGGUCUGAAUUGCUUUUCAUCUGGAGUGGCAGUGAUUCAGCGACCCCCUUCUCAGCAGCAGGCAAUGACAGAGACAGGAGACGAAAAACACAGCGAAUGAAUCAGACGAGAGACCCUUCGCUUUCUGCUGCUGCUCAUCACCCUGGGUGGGGAUCCCAGUCUUCCUGACCUGCAUGGGAGCUGCCUGACUAAGCAAAGUGGAAGUAUCGUAACCGGCCAUCAGACUGAUGAGAGAACAUGCUUAUAUCAGAGGGAGCCAGUAUAAUAUGGAUCACAGAGCAAAUGGAGGUUCUUCAGUAAACUGGAGCUGAUCUGACUGGGCAGACUCUGGAGCGUCAAGAAUACGGUGCAUCAAGCAAACUCCUCUCUGAAGAGACCAACAAUAGUGCAUUCAUCAGAAGAGCUCUAGUUGGAGCCCAGGAAGAGACAACGGAAGGCUGGGACCAGGCGGGCUGGCUAGAGAGACCAGCAUAAUCUUCAUACCAAAACCUGACAAGACUAUUAUCAGAAAGGAAAGUUACAGAAAAGAAAAGAUUCUUGUCUUCCAGCCAGUUUGAGAGACGCAGAAACCAUUCAGGAAAUGUCAGCAGUCCUGCAGAGUGGAGCCCAUGAGCUAGAAGAUAAGAAGGAGACUCAAGCACAAAUAGAAGACUCACAGGACCAUUUCCCAAAGAAACUGCCGUCUUUAGUACAUUUCUUUCAAACGCCGACAGAUUCAGAUAGCACGACGCUGCCAUAUUCACGGUCAUUAUCUGAUGAAAUUCCUCUCAGUUACUGUCUGUCUAGCCCUCAAGUUAGUGGAGCAACUAUAUCAACAAUUGGACCAAAGUCUCUUAAACCUGCUCUAGUGACCCAUUCCCGCUCAGAAAACAGCUUGGGACUCAACAUCGGCAAAAUUCCAAAGAAACACACUAUUCCAGUCCUUGCUGGUGAGCCAGCUGUGAUUGGGGAAGGGGAAGAUUAUUUCCUGUCUUUGUUUGGUGAUACAAGGAAACUUGUGCACUCAUUCCACGAGAAAACUUGGAAGCACUUCUCUAUGAUUCUUGAAGAAGUGGGACAAUCUAGAUCCAGUGCUCUUGGAGACAUUAAAAUAGCUGAGGUGAAUGUCAAGGGUUUAUUCGUGAAGCUCAUUAACUCUUCCCCUGACAAAGAGCUGGAAAUUGGAAAUCAUACGCUCCGACAAAAUGUGGAUGGACGAGCAGUCUCUCUCUACCGAUUCCUUCCUGAUAUCAUAAUGCAGGCCAAUUCCACAGUAACAGUCUGGACAGCAGCAUCUGAAGUAAAGCAUCAGUCGCCAUCUGAUUUUCUUUGGAAGGAACAAGACAGGUUUAACACAGCACCAAACUGUACAACAAUCCUGUGCAAACCUAAUGGUGAAGCUGUUGCCUGGUACACUCCCAUUCACUGGAAGCAAGCGUGGGAGAAAUUAGAGACUGACAUCGAAUUUGACAGAUGCUCAGUAAUAAGUACAACACCUCAAAGGCACAUGUUUCGCUGGCCAGCAGUUGCAACUACAACUAAAGAAAAACGAGAUCAGUGUAAGAGAGAGUCCUCAAAAUGCCAGGUGGAACAAGUUCAAGCUUCUCUUAAGAGAGAAAAAGAAAUCCCACCAAGCCUUUUCCCCACUCGCAGCCCAUGGUGCCACAGUCCUAAUGUCCCUGCACACCCCUACUGUGCCCUGACCAAUGCUCACAACACCUCCGUGGCUGAACACUGCUUAAACAGACAGCCCAGGUCAACCCGGACGGAUCCAGUCCAGCGAUCAAGAAAAAACAGGAUGUCUGAGUUACAAAAGCAAUAGGCAGUAAAUUCAACAUUUAAAGGACGAUGAUAUUCUAGUCUGGAGAACAACACAAGGAUGCCUGACAUGAUGCAGCCUGCCUUCCACACAGGAAAGGAAAGGAAGCCAGCAGCAAGCAAGAACAUGGUUUCUUUUAGAAAAGAUAAUUCCUCAGGACUUUCCUGAUACCAUUUGUUAAAGAAGGGAGAUAAGAGUUUGUGCACAAGUUGAAACAUUUGCUGUCCAGCCUGUUACAAAGAAAAAUACUGGUCAAAAGCAAAACCAUCACAGUCUUCAUUUUAUGAACAUGAAGUUUCCCAUUCAUUAAUUUCAGUCUUUUAUACCCUGCCCAGAUGUUAGGUCAACCACUUCUACCAAUUCUGCAGAUGCAUUUUCCAAAAACACAUGUUUUAGGAAUUCCAAAUCUUGUGGUCUGUCUGAUUCUCUACACUUGGAAUCUGUCUCCCUAAAGCAUGUGUUAAUCUGGCUUUCUAAUUAAUGUCUAGAAGUAAUAGAGGAAGUUUCUAUGGGAUAACUAGUUGGGAGUUUUUAAACCUGCCUGCAUGUAACUCAGAUUCAGUCAAAAUAACCUCUUCCACCUUGUGACACUAGGUACAAAAUUCCAUAGAUAGGAAAUACCAAGAGAGUUUUUAUUAAGUAAUCUGAUGGAGCUACUUUUUUUUUUUUUUACACAAUUCUCACUUCUUAUUCUUUAGCAAUCUUAUUCUAUACUCAUCAAGAGUAUACAAGUUGAAAAACUAAUGAACUUGUUCAUUUUUAAUGUUGACAGGCAGAAGGUAUGAUUGCUUCUGUUUCUGAGAACAAAUCCUAUCUAUGCCUCAUAGCCCAGCUCAAUUUAUUUUAAUUUUUGUUUAUUUAUGUAACACAUGCAGAAGAUGGGGCAUAUGCACUCUUGAAAUGUGAGAAGGAGCAAGAAAAGUGAAGAUUUUCCCCAAAUAUACUCUGAAAAAAAUAAAGAAAUGUAAAAUAACCCCCAAACUCAUUAGUGGUGACCACUGAGUUUUGCUUAUUAUAUCCAAAUAUCAAGGGCUAAAAAUACUUUAUUUUUUAAAAGUCACAUGCCAAGGGACUCAAACAUAUACUUGUAUACCAGUAUUAAUAGCAGACUAUCCAUAAGUAAUAAAAGGUGAAAACAAUCAAAGCAUUCAUCAACAGAUGAAUGGAUUCUUAAAAUGUGGUAUCUACACAUAACAGAAUGUUAUUCAUCCAUUAAAAAAAAUAAAUGUUAAUAUAUGCUACAAGAUGGUUAAACCUUGAAAAUAUUAUGCUAAAUGAAAUAAGCCAGACACAAAAGGGCAUUUGUCUGAGGUACUGAGAAUAGGCAAAUUCAUAGAAAUGGAAAGUACAAUAGUGCUUACCAGGGGCCAGGUCAAGGGGAGAAUGAGGAGUUGUUGUUUAAGCGGCACAAAAUCUCUGUUCAAGAUAAUGAAAAAGUUCUGGAAACAGUAAUGAUAGUUGCACAAUAUUGUGAAUGUACUUAAUGCUGCUGAUUUGUAUGCUUAAAAUAGUUAAAAUGGUAAACAAACAAAUAAAACUCUAAUAAAAUCUGAUCAAUAUUUCCAAGAUGGGAAAAAAGGCAUAUUCCAAUUCUAAAGCAUUUGAGAAGACUUAUACCACUUGACAAUAAUCUGUCAUAAACUUUUUGGUUUGAGAUAAAAGGAGUUCACAUCAACCCCAGCAUA
Dama dama (fallow deer) is the source of this 3680-nucleotide messenger RNA. RefSeq names its product lamin tail domain containing 1 (gene LMNTD1). Bases 778 to 1998 code for a protein of 406 amino acids. The record is from RefSeq and is a predicted model, not a curated record. The transcript is spliced from 15 exons. NCBI's taxonomy places the organism in Eukaryota, Metazoa, Chordata, Mammalia, Artiodactyla, Cervidae. Gene Ontology annotation, cellular component: nuclear envelope; cytoplasm.